GUGAGCGCGCCUCGUGGUGCUGAUGUUGUGAAGCAGGAGGAUGAGGACUGAUCACUCCAUCGAUCCGCGCACAUCGGUCAGCUUCUGCUGAUCAGCUCCUACGAUCCUGGAGCGGCUGCACGUGGUGACAAUCGAUUAUCGGGUCAUCGAUCAGGCACCCGCGGGGACACGCGAGGCGGCGGUGGCGUGGGGCGCGAGCCGCAGCGGGAGACAAUCAGCUGGCUGUGGAUACAGUGACGGGGGUUCGAACGAGCGGGUCCAGGACAGACUGAGAACUGCACCUCCAGCUAACAGUGGAGCUGCCUGUCAGUAACAGACUGUAGUUAGUGUCAGGGAACCGUAGGUGGCGCAGCAGCUGCUGGAUGGCCACAGGAGUGAACUACUGGAGCUCGAAUGAAGCCAGUUACAGGGUGAGUGAGUGUGUGUGGGCCGGAGAACACUCCUCCAGCAGCAGCAGUGAGGAGGGUGGAGGAGGAGGCGGGGUCACAUGGGAAACACCUGCCAUGGAGGUCAAAGGUCAGCUCAUCUCAGCACUUGACCCUCUCACCUGUUCAGACAGGAAACAAAGGGAGCGAAUGGCAGAGCUGCAGGAGAGGAGGCGGGGCCUACAGUCACUGCUCAGCACACGAUUGGCUGAGCUGAGACGCAUCUGUCUGCAGGAGGCGGAGCUGACGGGGGCGGUGCCUCAUCACUUCCCUCUGGAGGCGGGAGAGAAGCUGCCCUGUGUCCGACGGAGGGGCGGGGCCUCACACCAAGUAAACAGGAAGUAUCGAGCAGAGGAUGAAGACUCUCAGCGUUCAAAGUUGAAGAAAACUUUAUUCAGUGGAGCUCUGAGGAAACACAGCGACUCUGAACACAACACACACACUCAGACACACACAAACCACGGCAAGAGGACGACUGUACACAGAGGCUGCCACACAGAUGACACAGUGAGGUCAGAGAGCAGCUCGACAUCAGACUCAACAGGGCAUGACAACGAGGACAGUGUGUCUCAGUGUCGCCCCCUGCUGGUCUCUGCUGGUUCUCCAGUGGAUGCUUAUUAUCAGAGUAAAACCAAAAGGAACUUACUGCACAACAGGGCUGACCAUUCAGAGACGUUACAGACCCACAAGCCCCUCCCCCUGCUGCCCGCCCAUCCUCUCCCGCUACCCCCUCCCCCUCUAUCUCAGGACUCCUCCUCUGGCCCCUCUGACCCAGGAGCCCCUGGAGAAGGCGGGAUCAGGGUUAACGCAGCUCGUCGCAGUAGUAGUUCAGACGGCCUCUUGGACCAUAUCACUGGCCUGAAGGAGGACGGAUCCAUGACUGGAGUGUUCCGGAGCUCCGAGGUUCUGAUGGAUGGACGGACAAAGUUGAAUAACAAAUUCUCUGAGGGGCAAGGAAGGGGGGGUGGGGCAGGACGAGGAAGAGGAGGUGGUUACAGCGAGAUCCUACUGGAUUAUGUCUGGGGAAAACAGCAGCAAUUGCAGCGACAGCAGUCCCAGCCCAAUCCUAGGCAGCCAAUCACAUCACAGCACCAGCUGCUCUAUAAUGGCUACUCCUCCCAGACCACUGGAGCCCCACCCACCUUUCAUAAUCACCACGGUGAACAACGGCAUGUCAAAGUGACCCGCACCAAAUCAUGUGGUCCCUUUCUUCCGGUGCAGCAAAAACAAUUUGAGAACAACAGUCCUCCACGAUCUGCCAUCCAACCGGAUCCCCAUCCCCACCUGCUGCCCCCACGACCGCCGCAGCAGUCCCCCAACCAGGACCCCCAGCUGGAGGAGGCCACCAGGAGCCUGCACAAGGCUCUCGCCUUGGAAGGUCUGAGGGACUGGUACCUUAGGAACACAGCCAGUUCCAUCCAGCAGAACCACACAAACGGAAAGGUGAGCACAGGCGUCAUGUCUGGGUUUGAAGGUCAGUCAGGUGGAGGUGGAGCUCGGCAGCGCAGGCGGACGACUCACGGGGUCAUCCAACAGUCGACCUUUCAGAAUGAGACAAGUCAUCAUCCCACUCUGUCGCGUCACAAACAGAAGCUGCCACAUUCUGCCACAUUCCACGGACACCCACUGCACGGCCGGUCUGUCGACAACUCCCUCUACCAUGACUGCUUCCCUCCUCAGAAAGAGGAAGUUCCUCUCAGAGAGCCAUGUGGCAUCCAGCCCUCUCCCGGAACCCUGGUCUGACUCACCGGCCAAUCAGGAGGCUGAAGACAGAUCAGCUGAUCAGUCGUUCCACACUGGUCUCCUGUGUGUCCAGGUGACUGUGGUGGGUGGAGGUCACCACUGGGUCCUGGUUCAAACAUUCAAGCCAUGAUGAUCACAGAGGAUGAUGCAGAAACAAACCCCGCCCACUUUAAGCUCAUCUUUGACGUGUGUCUCGUGUCACUGACUCUGCUCAGACAAUCAGGACACAUGCAAGUUUUUAUACAAACUUUUAUUAACAGUGAUGAUGACAUCACCAGCUUUGACCAGCUAACCAACAGUAGUUAAAGUAACUUUUGAUAAGAUCAGGUGACCAGGUGUUGAUUCCUCAGGUGAGUCCUUCAGGUGUUUUUACACUUUUCUUCUGCACUAAAUGUUGAUUAGUGUCCAGAGACACAGACUCGUUUAGAGACGGAUCCAAACCAAAGGUGAACGCUGCAGUGAUGCGCGUACGACCUUUGACCCCUGCACUAAAUGGUCAACGUCAAACCUUAAUGAAUAUUAAAGAAAUGAACAGAAGGAAACAACACACACGACGGUGGUGGGGUCAAUGCAGUGGCCUGUUGAAAACUGUUAGCAUGUCAACCUGUUGGCAUGUUAGCCCAUCAGAGUGUUAGCCUGCUAGCCAGUCAAGCUGUUAGCCAGGCGGCCUAUCAGGCCUAUUGUGAGGUUGUUCCCCUGUUAGCCUGCCAGGCUAUUGGACUGUUUGUGUGUUACCAUGUUAACAUGCUGCUCGUGUGUUAGCAUGAUGCCCUGUUAGCCUGUUAGGCUAUCAGAUAAUUUGUCAGUCAAGCUUUUAACUUGUCAGGCUGUUAGCCGAUAAAAGCGUGAGCCUGUUAGCCAGACAGGCUGUUAAAUUGUUUGCAUGUUAGAAAGUCAGACUGUUAGCCUGUUAGCAUGUCAGACAGUAGCUCACAAAGGACACGACUCCUGAAUUAGGACUAGGCUAGUUAGCUUGUCAGGCUACUUGUCUGUUUCCCUGCUAGCCCAUUAGCAUGGUUAGCUGCAACUGUCAAACAGGUCUCAGGUCAGUUUGCGUUGACUUUUUCAGACAUUUUUAUUUUUCAGUUUGUCUCAGGAGACGACAUCUGUCUUGUUUUACGUCUCACUGUCAAACUUCUGUGUCCUCUCUGGACUGAAGACGUGUCCAGGUCCUCAGAUUAGAUCCAGAUCCAAGCCUGGAGGCAAUAAGUGUUUCUGUUUCAGGAUGAAAAUGUUUGCAGUGACAAUCAGACAAUGAUGUCACAGAGUCAAUUGAUCGAUCCCCAUGAGAUUAGUCGGUUUAUUGAUCGUCUGAUUUGCUGCGAAAAGAUUUUAUAAAACUAUUUGAAACCACAUGGACAACUCUGUUUGUAUGUUUGUUGCUGAAACUCUGCCGAGUCCCACUUGUUGCCAUGAAAACAAGAAUGUUCUCAGAUCAGGCCACGCCUACUCUCAUCCACACGACCAUUAAACCAAAGGAAAACACAGCGGUGAUGUCACUGCACAGGUAAACCUCACUCUGAACGACGGAGGCUCAGGUCUGCAGGUGACAUCACACUGUGACACAGGACAAACCCCGCCCACUUCCUGUCACUGAACACGGGACACUGUUACAUGUGUCACUGAUUGAUUGACAGGUUUGGUCAACACCGUUUGUUUGGAACUUCACUCUCAGAAUGCACCUCUUCACUCUCUCUUCACACACACACACACACACACUGUCCACUACUGCAGUACUACAGAGUAGUAACCUGUGCUGCAGUAGUACUGCAGUAUAAGGACUUCACCAGCCUCCAAAACCAAACCAAGUAUCUAAAAAUGUUGUUUCAAUCAACAAAACAAACAAACAAACAAAUAAACAUACAAAUAAAGUAUUUAUGUUUUAAAAAAUGUGUUUAUCAUGAAAGUCGUCAAUGUUAAAGUCACUGUACCAGCAGUACCAGCACUAUGCAGUACUAGUACUCGUGACUCAGUCCGUCAGUAUUAUUAGUUUUGUUGAGGACCAGCUCUGUGAUUGGUCCAGGUCAGUGUAACAUCACAGCUGUGAUGCGUUCAGGUGCACUCUGUACAGUUUGUGUAAAAAAAAAACAACUUUUCUAUCGUUGUCAUUUGUACGUUUGUUUUUGUUUUUUAUUUCACUUUGAAACGUUUUGCUGUUUCACACUGGAAAAGCUUUGUGUAAAUAAAUGAGCGACGGGUUGUAAAGAUGCUGUUUUUAAAAUAAACAUUCACUCAUUCAUCCGCAUGAUGCGGUAAAACA
Messenger RNA from Solea solea (common sole), 4428 nucleotides. It is a transcript of the gene ccdc120a, whose product is annotated as coiled-coil domain containing 120a. The transcript has 11 exons. Lineage: Eukaryota; Metazoa; Chordata; Actinopteri; Pleuronectiformes; Soleidae. The record is from RefSeq and is a predicted model, not a curated record. Bases 363 to 2168 code for a protein of 601 amino acids.